This is a messenger RNA of Syngnathus acus (greater pipefish), 2751 nucleotides long. It is a transcript of the gene usf1, whose product is annotated as upstream transcription factor 1. The record is from RefSeq and is a predicted model, not a curated record. The transcript has 12 exons. Gene Ontology annotation, biological process: regulation of transcription by RNA polymerase II. NCBI's taxonomy places the organism in Eukaryota, Metazoa, Chordata, Actinopteri, Syngnathiformes, Syngnathidae. Gene Ontology annotation, molecular function: protein dimerization activity; RNA polymerase II cis-regulatory region sequence-specific DNA binding; DNA-binding transcription factor activity, RNA polymerase II-specific. Bases 283 to 1119 code for a protein of 278 amino acids.
AGAUCUUUGUUCGUCACAGUCAAAUAUACUUACCAAAUUGUAGCUCCCUGUGCAUAGCGUAUUGUUUUAGAGCUAACUUUAGGUUGUUGGCAUAAAUCACUGGAACAUGCAUCUAUUUAAUGUCCAUUAGAUAAAGCGCUUAUUUAAACAUCUGCAAAGAACCGCUGGGGCCGAACAUUGUAGACAACAGGAAGGAUCUCGUCCAGCUAGCUAAAAGCGCAACUUCAGUGUGGCUGUGGGAGCAAGUGAAGGCAGUCUCCUUGUCCAGGACUGUCGCCAGAAAUGAAGAGCCAACAAAAAAGCCCUGAUACAGAUGGGAGUACUACUGUUAACGAAGAAGGCUCAGUGGCCACUGCAGAAGAUCCAGCCGCUAUUGCAGCCAUUCAGUCUGCCUCCACAUUCACGGAUCAACCCAUCAAAUACUUAUUCAAGACAGAAGGAGGUGUUGGACAAGUGACCUACAGAGUGAUCCAGGUGUCCGACGGCCAGUUAGAGGGUCAAACAGAUGGAGGUGCAGCAGUGAGUCUCGUCACCGGUUUCCCUGCAACCACACAGGCAGUCACACAGGCUGUGUUCUCCCAGUCUGAAGGCCUUGAGGGAGAUAGCACCACUGAGACACAGUACACGUAUUACCCUGCCACCAUUGCUGACGCCACAGCAGGGACCAUGGUGACAACAGUGCAAGCAUCUGACACUCUUCUCAGCCAGACUACACCUACAGGGCAGCUCUAUGUGAUGAUGUCACCCCAGGAGGUUUUGACAGGCUCCAGUCAAAGGACAAUCGCACCUCGCACUCAACCAUACAUAGCAAAACAAGAAGCUCCACGGGGUUCCAGGGAUGAAAAACGGCGUGCACAGCACAACGAAGUUGAGCGCAGACGUCGGGACAAAAUCAAUAACUGGAUUGUGCAGCUGUCGAAGACGAUACCAGACUGCAACAUUGAUUAUACCAAGACGGGACAGAGCAAAGGGGGAAUUUUGUCCAAAGCUUGUGAUUACAUCAAGGAACUCCGACAGAGCAAUCUGAAGUUGGGGGAAGAUCUCGGCACACUUGAUCGACUUAGGAUUGACAAUCAGCUUCUCCGACAAGAGGACUCGAAAUUUGAAGGCAUCAUGUGAAAAGGCACGCCAGCAUUUCUAGUGUGAUGUAGAAGACUGGAAAUCCAAGAAUCAGAUCCUAAGGAAUGUGCUACGUCAGCAUGGCAUUGUGGGAUCAUCCAGUGCGGACCCGCAGUAAAAAGCCUUUGAGGAGCAGCUUUUGAAGACAACUCGCACACGGGCCAAAACAGUACUUGAAAUGCUUUGACUGAGACAUGUGAGGCUUGUCAAGUGUGCAUGAUACAUAAGGAAAUAAUUGAAUAUUGUCCUAAAUAUUCAACCCGCUGUCCGAAAAUGACACAUUUAAUGUUUUUAAGGUUUUAAAAGUACUUAUUUUAUGCCAAACUUUAUUGCAUUUAAAAGCGAUGAACUGGUCAUUGAAUACUUUCCUCUUAUAGCUAUUAGCUCCAGUCACUGUAGAACGCUCCAGGUGAUGACCAGUUUAAGGCUUUUUCACACUGCACUUUGCAACACGGUGUCGAAAAACUUAUUUAUUGUGACUGAAUGUCGCAUCGCACAAGGUGGGUGGGUGCCUGCUGAUGUAACCCCAAUGCCACUCUGAAAUUGAAAAAUCAAAGCCUGGCAUAGUGAUAUCCAUGUGGUAACAGCAGUACAUCAGCAGGAAAAGCCUCGCUGUUUCUUUCUAGUACGGUACACAAGCACUUACAAACACGGACAAGCGUGCAGUAGUUCUUGCGCACUACCCCAUUGCGAAGAAGAAACCAAGUGCAGCGUGAAAAGGCCAAAAUGCGACGUUUACAUUAUGUUCCCGUGGCGACAGUGACGGUUUAUAUGGCAAUAUGGAAGGUUGCAAUUUGUUUGAUACGCCACAUGGCCGGGGAGUUGAAUUUCAAUCAGCCUUGUUCACAAAUAUUCUCCAAAGUUUUCCAUGUGUCUUCUGUAGAAAACCUGAGCAGAAUGUAAAAGAUGGGAGACCUUGAUCAGAAUGUGAAAACCAUGAGGAUAGGGGAUAUCCGGGACUGCCAUCUGUGUUAGACAGCGGGCUGAACUGCUGUGCGUCUUUUGGACUCUUGGACUUGGCAACUUCUUCUACCCAUGGCCCUACGUCAUGGUUGCUGUGCUCAGCUGUGAGAAAACUUGAUGGAGGAAAAAAUGGACACAAUUCCAUGCUCUCCUAUGUUUCAGGCAAAUCCAGCUGCACUUGAUGCUGAGAACAUAGUGUAAACGUAGUAUAACUUCUUGUUGCUCCUGUUUUCUUAAUUUGCGUGGUUUACUGUCUCCAACUAUUGUACAUGUGUAUUUUAUCCAUAGUUUAUAUUCCCUUUUGCUUUGUAUUAUUUGUAUUAAUCUUUUCCCAUGCCAUUUUAUUUAGCCUCACCUUGGAUUUUAAGUACAUUGUAACAAUGUAACAGAAAACAUAUAUCUGAGGGCAGUUAAAUCUUGAUCAUGUAGGUGGGCAACAAAUAAUGUGUACUGUUAUGUUACUUUAACUUUUGUGCAUUAAAGUUGCUUUCUAAAUCAAUUCCACAUCCAGUACUAUAUUUAGAAUUUUUCUUUUGUAGAUGUGGUGGCGGAAGGUAAAGAACUUUACUCGUAGACUUGUAUUAGAGGCCUGAGAUGGGUGAGAUAGUUAAAAAUCUUUGUACCCUGUUUGGAAUCUUAGUUUCAUUAAAGUUAUAAUUUCCAACCCAA